Molecule: messenger RNA, 1045 nt
Organism: Betta splendens (Siamese fighting fish)
Lineage: Eukaryota; Metazoa; Chordata; Actinopteri; Anabantiformes; Osphronemidae
Gene: mrps34
Product: mitochondrial ribosomal protein S34
Exons: 4
Coding region: 182-841 (219 amino acids)
Biological process (GO): mitochondrial translation
Cellular component (GO): mitochondrial small ribosomal subunit; mitochondrion
Molecular function (GO): structural constituent of ribosome
Source: RefSeq, a predicted model, not a curated record
CGUUACAAGAGACGGAACUAAUGCGCUCCGUGUGCACCCGGAACGUUUUGAGUUCGGACCAAGGGAACGGAAGUCGUGUUUGUGCUGUCUUGCGGAGGUCAAGGUCCUGGUUCCAUUCAUCAGUGCCAUUAAUUAAGGGCCUCGCGUUAGCGGCGGAGGAGCUGUUGGUCGUAACACAGCCAUGGCGAAGAAAAAACGACUUCGCCUCAUAGCCGAGAUGGCUCGGAAGAUCCGGGCGUACCGAGAGCUCAAGUCCCGGCCGCGGGAGUCUCAGAAGUACGCCCUGGACUAUGAGACUAUGAAGCGGCCUCUGACGGGGAAGAUGCUGCCCGUGCUAGCGUGGCAGGACGUCCGCAGGGAGAGCCGCCUCUUCUCUCUGCUGGCAGGUAUGAAGAUGUUCGGAGUGGGCCGCCUCUUCACACGCAAGUCCUGGCUGGAGGACCACACGGAGCCCAGCUACUGGCAGAUCACCAAGGUCAAGGUGGACUACACAGCUGAGAACAUGGAUCAUGGCAAAGCAUGGGGGAUCCUCACAUACAAAGGAAAACAGGAGAGCGAGGUCAAGGAGAUGGAUAAGGUGAUGUACCACGACUGGCGUCUUAUUCCCAAACACAUCGAGCAGCAGUUCAAGGACUUUGAGCCACUUCCUGAGCCUCCUGUGACCUAUGUCCUCUACCCUCCACUGCUGCGUGCCAUGAAGCUGGCCCAGCAGAGGAGGGCCCAAGGCAGCGCAGUGACAGAGGAGCCCCUCUUGCCGUUACAGAGGGAUGUCGUGUUCAACAAAGACUAUUUCCGCAGGCAAGAGGAGGAACGGCAGAGAAACGAGGGGACAGCAGUGUGAUUCUCAUAAACACUGUUUGCUUGUGGAGAUUUUGGUCCAAAUAAGUGUUUGCAAAAGGAGUGAAUGUCUUCUCUGUGCGUACACUGGAACUCCUCAACAUCUAUGACUUCUAUGUCAUAAAUCAUGUAUUGAAAUGACUCCUGCUAUUUUUAUAUGCUGGAGUAUGUGUAAUGUUCUAAGUAUUAAAUCUAAUGUAAAAUGUUA